UGACAUUAUCACGUUUAACCCUGUCAAAUUCUGUCGGUACAAAUGUCUAAAUGAGCUUGCGGUGUGAGGAUAUUUUAUUGAAGAGAAAAAAAAACGAGAAAAAUGAUCAAGACACUCGCAUUCGCAUUGAAUCCCAUUCGUGCAAUUAUACAACAACAGCCCAGAGUACUGCUGUCUUCAGUCCAUAAAAUUUCAAGUCCAUCAACAGAAAGCACAAAUGCCGCAUUGACAAACAAUGACAAUCAACAGCAGCAAGAUGAACCGGACAAAUUAUACAAAAAAUUAGAAAUCGAACUGAAGGGAAUAGAUCCGGCAGUGUUGAAGAGUUACACUUGGUUUGCAACGACAGCGGCACAGAAUUUGGGUGUCGAAGUGGGAAAAUGCUGGUCACUGCGUAAAUCGGAAAAGAAACGUAUGACACUGCUAAAAUCGGUGUUCAUCUACAAGAAACAUCGUGUCCAAUACGAAAUUCGUGCGUACUAUCGAUUCAUGCACUUCCAUCGCUUGACCGGAUCGACGCUGGACACAUUCUUGGAGUAUAUUCAACGAAAUCUGCCGGAAGGUGUCGCAAUGAAAGCGACCAAAAUCGAAGUUCAACCGCUGCCGGAUCAUUUGAAGGAACCGCCGGCUAGUGUGUAACGGUAGAUGUUUUGAGAUUUUUUUUUUAGAAAAUACAAAGAAUCAGUCGACAGUAACGCAGACGGAA
Molecule: messenger RNA, 706 nt
Organism: Bradysia coprophila
Lineage: Eukaryota; Metazoa; Arthropoda; Insecta; Diptera; Sciaridae
Gene: mRpS10
Product: mitochondrial ribosomal protein S10
Cellular component (GO): mitochondrion; mitochondrial small ribosomal subunit
Source: RefSeq, a predicted model, not a curated record